Grosmannia clavigera kw1407 is the source of this 1611-nucleotide messenger RNA. Its product is annotated as tRNA isopentenyltransferase. Gene Ontology annotation, cellular component: mitochondrion. The record is from RefSeq and is a predicted model, not a curated record. Gene Ontology annotation, biological process: tRNA modification. The transcript has 2 exons. Lineage: Eukaryota; Fungi; Ascomycota; Sordariomycetes; Ophiostomatales; Ophiostomataceae. Gene Ontology annotation, molecular function: tRNA dimethylallyltransferase activity. Bases 1 to 1611 code for a protein of 536 amino acids.
AUGUAUCAGCAGAAAACAGGCCCGCUCACCGAGCCACUGCUUGUCGUCCUUGGGUCUACAGGAACAGGAAAAUCGGAUCUCGCUGUUGAGCUUGCCUUUCGCUUUGACGGUGAGGUGAUCAAUGCAGAUGCCAUGCAAUUUUAUCGUGGCCUGCCAGUAACGACAAACAAGAUUUCCGAGGCUGAACAACGUGGAGUUCCACACCACUUGUUGGGUGUUAUCGGCGUGGACGAGGAGCCCUGGAUGGUGGGACGAUUCAAGCAGGAAGCUACACGUAUUAUCCGUGAAAUUCGCAGUCGUGGACGGUUGCCCAUCGUCGUCGGGGGAUCGCAGUACUACACCGAUGGACUUCUAUUCGAGAAUCACCUUGUGGAUGAAGCGGUUGUCGAUGACGACAUGGAGGGUGACACCGGGGCCAGUGCUGAAAUCGGAAGCCGAUAUCCGAUUCUAGAAGCGUCGACAGAGGACAUCCUUUCCAGGCUGCGGGAAGUGGAUCCUGCCAUGGCUGCGCGAUGGCAUCCCAACGAUCGUCGGAAAAUUCGGCGGUCACUGGAGAUCUACCUGACCACGGGGCGGCAGGCUUCAGAAAUAUAUGCACAACAGAAGCAGGAGAAAGUAAAAAAACAGGUUGCUGCUCAGGGUUUAGGGGACACUGAUCUGCUGGAUGGUAUUACUGUUGGCCCAGCAUCAGCAGGACCUGCUCCCUGGAAAUGUUUACUCCUAUGGGUGUACGCCCAGCGCGAUGUGCUGAACGAACGACUAGAUGCUCGCAUCGAUACAAUGUUAUCUCGAGGUCUCAUGGAGGAGGCCACCGAGAUGCACAACAUCCUUGAGGACUGCCGAACCCGCGGCAAGAUAAUUGACCGUACCAAGGGCAUCUGGCAGUCGAUCGGGCUAAAGGAACUGGAGCCCUACUUGGUUGCCUUGAAAGAAGUUAAAGAUGCAGUUGGCGGGCUGAACACUGACGUUGAAGCGACCGACGAUCGUCUGGCCCAGAUCCAAGCGGCCAGCCUGGACAGCAUGAAGUUUGCCACCCGACGUUACGCUCGCUACCAGCUGCGAUGGAUCAAGCACAAGACAAUUCCCAUGCUAGCCGAGGAGCGUGCGCUGGAUCACCUCUUUCUACUGGACAGCACGGAGAGAGAAAAAUGGCAGGAAAACGUUGCCCAGGUGGGCGUACAGCUGACGGCUGCUUUUCUCGCUCGUAGUGGUUGGGACAGGCACGUCUGCGGACGCGUAGGGCAUGUUGCGCAAGGCGAUGUAUCGACCUUGCCUGCGCCUGUCGAUGUGUCCCAGACGGCGCGGGAUGUGCUGACAGCCACCAUUGCGGCCAGCCAGAGCGAACGUGAGAGCCGCAACAACAACUUCAGUCGAACCUGCGAAAUGUGCCGCAUGACGCUCGUGUCUGAAGAUCAGUGGGACAAGCAUAUCAAGGGGCAGCGGCACCGGCGUGUGCUAGUGAAGCAGAAGCGAAGGGCCCUUGUUCCUGUGUCAGCUGUACCCAAGCAGUCGGUAGAAGCAGACAUGAAAACAGUAGUCACAGAGCGGAGCACGGAGUUAAACCCCGGCACAGACCGUCAAGCCAGCUUUUCUAGAGCUAAAAAUAUAUAG